Molecule: messenger RNA, 573 nt
Organism: Centruroides sculpturatus (bark scorpion)
Lineage: Eukaryota; Metazoa; Arthropoda; Arachnida; Scorpiones; Buthidae
Product: zinc transporter ZIP13-like
Exons: 4
Coding region: 7-558 (183 amino acids)
Biological process (GO): zinc ion transmembrane transport; intracellular zinc ion homeostasis
Cellular component (GO): membrane
Molecular function (GO): zinc ion transmembrane transporter activity
Source: RefSeq, a predicted model, not a curated record
CACUUAAUGAUUUCAUUCUUUAUAGGAACAAAAACUCUCCGGUUACUUUUAAGUUUUGCUGUUGGUGGUCUGUUGGGUGAUGUUUUUCUCCAUCUCCUUCCGGAAGCUUGGAAUCACUUACAAAAGUCAGGGUCAAAUCACCGGACAGCAUAUCUAACAUUAGGGAUCUGGAUUCUUCUUGGUAUCUUCACUUUUGUUAUUGUAGAAAUAAUGUUUUCAUUAUCUCAGGAAACAUCACAAGAAAAUAAACAAGAUUCUGAAGAGAAAAAAUCUAAUAAAGAAUUAUCUGUUUCUCAUUCAUUAACAAAUGGAAAUAUUAAACAUUGUAAAUCAACAAAUGGAGUCAUUUCCAAUGGAUGUGCAACUAAACAAUCCAAGUCAACCACUCAUUCUCAAGAUAAAUCAUCUUUAUCAUCUAAAUCCGAAACAAUACAAGUUACUGGAUAUUUAAAUUUAAUGGCUAACAGUAUAGAUAAUUUUACUCACGGCUUAGCUGUUUCUGCUAGUUUUGUAGUUGGAACAAAAGUAAGUAUAUUUGAAAACAAAAGCAAAACUUAAAAAAUAAUUCUUUUA